AUGUGUAUCUCUCUAUUUGCCCUCGUGCCUGACAUUAAGACUAUAAGGUUCUUUGAUACCCGUGAUGCACUGUUUCCGCCCAGUUCUGUGCAAAUAGAUGAGGCAUGUAAGUCAGAGCACCAUCAUCCAAGCCAUGCAGCAUCGUUGAGUACCAAGAAUCCAGACUUCCAUAGUACUCUGGCUAUAUCCGCAUCUUAUAUUGACUUCUCUCGGCGAAAAUCAACAAAAUUCACUAAAACUCUUCAUCAUAUCUCCCAAGCGUAUUCUUUGGUCAAAAUUGAGCUACCAGGCCCCUUUUCUGUCUAUGACAGCGCUAUAGCUGCUAUGGUCAGCCUCGUCAUCUACCAGCAAGCAUAUCACCAACAUACAACUGGGCCGACUUAA
Messenger RNA from Penicillium alfredii, 384 nucleotides. RefSeq lists its product as uncharacterized. Lineage: Eukaryota; Fungi; Ascomycota; Eurotiomycetes; Eurotiales; Aspergillaceae. The transcript is spliced from 3 exons. Bases 1 to 384 code for a protein of 127 amino acids. The record is from RefSeq and is a predicted model, not a curated record.